Messenger RNA from Fusarium poae, 339 nucleotides. RefSeq lists its product as uncharacterized. The transcript has a single exon. Lineage: Eukaryota; Fungi; Ascomycota; Sordariomycetes; Hypocreales; Nectriaceae. The coding region runs from base 1 to 339 and encodes 112 amino acids. The record is from RefSeq and is a predicted model, not a curated record.
AUGACCGACCGACCCCGCAACGAUCGACCACCGGUAACCAAUGCUUCCAAAGACGUCAGGGCUGCGGCAAUCGACAUUAUCACCGACACUCUUGCAACCCCCGAUAUGACCGAUACCGCGUUCAUGACCGCGAUAACUAUAAUAGCCAGGACAGCAGUGCUCGGCAGACGUCGUCGAGUAAUGCUGUCCGAAAGCCGCAUCGUACAAGGGAAAGUGUCUAUAUCGCCGCAAAGAACUGGAAACGAAUGUAUAUUUAGAGAAAACGUGCGGGAUCGUGUAGCCCUGGGACAUAACUACAACGGCUCUGAGCUGACCCUAUCGUUAACCGUACAGGUCUGA